UCAAAACAUAACCUUAUUAUUAUUUAUUAACCUUCCUAUUUAAUUGUGAUGAUAAAGCAAGGGAUGAAAUAAGAGAUGCAAUAUGCACCAAUCAGGGUUAUUUAAAUUACGCAGAUCGGUUCUUAAUAAUGUAAGACAAAAAACUAAUUUAGAAGCUUUAAAAGAACGUAUCAAAAAUGGCCCAUCAUUACAAGAGUUUGCAGAGACCCUAGAUCGAUCCGAUUUAAAUACACUAUCAAAUGAAAACUCAAAGGAAUGGAUGCAAUAUGAAGGAAAACUUAAACGUGAAAAGGGAGAAGAACAUCGCCUCAGAUUACCUCCUUGGCUAAAAAGAACAAUCCCUACUGGUAAAAAUUUCAGUAAGAUUAAAGAACAACUAAGAAAUCUUAAUUUACACACAGUUUGUGAGGAAGCUAGAUGCCCUAAUAUUGGAGAAUGUUGGGGCGGUGGAGAACACGCGACAGCCACGGCUACGAUAAUGUUGUUGGGGGAUACAUGCACUAGAGGGUGCAGGUUUUGUUCAGUUAAAACUUCAAGAGCACCUCCACUGCCUGAUCCAAGUGAACCUGUAAAUACAGCUAAAGCUAUUGUUUCUUGGGGACUUGAUUAUGUUGUUCUAACAUCUGUAGAUAGAGAUGAUUUACCUGAUGGAGGAUCAAAUCAUUUUGCAGAAACUGUGAGAACAAUAAAAAAGGGAAAUAUUAAUAUUCUUGUUGAAUGUUUAGUACCAGAUUUUAGAGGCAAUUUAGAUGCUGUUAAAAUUAUAACAGAAUGUGGAUUGGAUGUAUAUGCCCACAAUAUUGAAACUGUAGAGUCCUUAACUCCAUAUGUUAGAGAUAGAAGAGCACAGUACCGCCAGUCACUUUCUACUUUACAAGCUGCAAAAAAAUUUAAUACUAAUCUCAUAACAAAGUCAUCUAUUAUGUUGGGUUUGGGUGAAACAGAUAGCGAAAUUGAACAAACAUUAAAGGAUCUACAUGAUCAUGGUGUAGAUUGUGUUACUUUAGGUCAGUAUAUGCAACCAACAAAGAGGCAUUUAAAAGUUGUAGAAUAUGUAACGCCUGCUAAGUUUCAACAUUGGGAAAUGGUUGGCAAAGAAAUGGGAUUCAUGUAUGUUGCUAGUGGACCGCUCGUACGAAGUUCCUAUAAAGCUGGAGAAUUCUUUAUAACAAGUAUUCUAAGAAAUAGGAAAAAUAGUACGAUGUAAUAAAUUGAUAUUGUUUUAAAUUAUAUAAUAAAUGUUUUAUGUGGUGUUA
This is a messenger RNA of Psylliodes chrysocephalus, 1256 nucleotides long. The record is from the annotation of a GenBank genome assembly. Lineage: Eukaryota; Metazoa; Arthropoda; Insecta; Coleoptera; Chrysomelidae.